UGGCAGAAAAAAAAAAGUCCCCCGUUUCUCCAGUGGUGAGGAUUUUGCGACCAGAAUUCGCAUGCACGAGCGAGAGCUCCAAUUUCUGCCGCGGCGGCUUGCGCGCAAUUGAGGCUCACCGCCCGCAGCUCGACUCCACUUGGCGUGGUGGGGAGAAUGAAAAAAUCAACCACACGGGUGGCUGCGAAUGCUACAUAGGCACGGGAGUAUGGGUACGUACUGCCAUAAUCCCAGGCCUCACAAAGCCUCGAAUAACUACCUUACUUAGGUAAGCAAUAUCUUGCUGUUAAAUUCCAACGCUGCCUAUCUCUGCACGUGACGACGUGACAGCUCUCACAGCAGGCCAGAAGGAGUACGUACCGACAAUCGGGACAUGCCGUUCCAUCACCAAAAUUUCCGUCUCUGCGUCUCGUGCUCCUGAAGCUGUCGCCAUCCCUCCAGCUCCAAGUUCGCGACCAUUCAGCCCCAAUUAGCCCAAGAUGAGAGGUAGAAAGCCAAGGUGGUACAACUUGGCGAAGCCAAAAAUCCGCCAGUCAUGGAACAAGUACAAUCUUUUCAACCUCGCCACAUUCAAGUUGAAACGAAACCGAGCCUCGAGAACCUUCUUCCAGCAGAAAUGGACCGCCAAGUCAAUGACCCGUGGCUACCACGGCGCCCACGUCAAGGAGGCGGAAUGGUCACGCAACUUCUCCCGCCGCCUCUUCUCCGCCGUCGAUAUGCCGCCUGAGUACCUCGCCAAGCACGACGGAUCAGAGCACUCGGCCGGCCGCGGUUCCGGUCUGCACGCCGAGCCGGGAUCAGAGGACCUCACGCCCACCGCAUACCAUUUCUCUAAGCUCGAACAAGCCAGGCGUCGGAGGGAAGGACGUAGAUCUAAUGCUGAUGCUCAGACCGAGAUGCUUGCCCGUCCCGUUGGGCAAAUGACGCCCUACAUGCAGAUGGCUUUCGCACCCCUUGAGCGGAGGCUGGACGUUGCCAUCUUCCGCGCCAUGUUCGCCAGCAGUACGCUCCAGGCAAAACAGUUCUGCACACACGGCGCCGUCAAGGUCAACGGCAAAGUCAUGCGCUACGGUGCCUACAAGCUCAACCCCGGCGAUAUGUUCCAGGUCGACGUCGAUAAUGUUCUCUUCGCCACCGGCCGGCCCAAGACUCCCAAUCACGCACUUUGGCUCGCUGGUAAAGACUAUCGAUCCCUGCAGGACGCCGGCAAGCCCAGCAAAUCCGCGACUGAAGAGGGCGCCUCAGAACAGGAAUCUGGUGACGCAGCACCCGUGUCCGCCGACGCCGACGCCGCCGUCAAAGAAGCUGAUGUCGCCGCGGAGAGCGGCGAGGCCGUCACCGAAGCAGCAGAAGCAGCGGCCGAGGGUGAGGAGGGAACCCAGCUCUCCGAGGCAGAAAAGUCGAAGCAGCUCCACAAGCAGCUCAAGUCGCUUGUCCGCUCCGUCAAGACCUUCCUCAGCGACGAAGACGGCCUCAAACCCAGCAAGAAGCGCCAGCUCCGGGCCUUCAUGGCCGAAGCCAAGCGCGCCCUCUCUACCUCGGGCCGCGUGACAGACGACGCCGUCGCCACGCUCGACCACGAAGGCGUAAUGAACAACCUCACCGCCCUGCUCAAGGACUUCAAGCUCGAGGGCAACAAGGUCGAGGCCGUCGUCUCCCCCGAAGCAGAGGCGCAGGAACAAGCCGCCGACCACUCCAAGCCGACGAGCGCCAAAGAAAAGGCAGAGACCGAGGCCGUCACGGACCUCAUCUCCUCAAAGGACGUCCGCAACGCGCUCAGCGGCCUCAGCAAGGCCGAGCAGAGCGCCUUUGCCGAGCUUCUGCGCAAGAAUGCCGAGAACCCCAUCGACGAGUCCAAGCCCUACUGGACCCCCUGGCAGCCGCGUCGCUACAUGGCGCCCUUUGCCUUCAUCCCGCGUUAUCUCGAGGUGAACCAGAACAUCUGCGCCGCCGUCUACCUCCGUCACCCUGUCGCAAGGCGCGGUUCCGCCGAGGUGCCCACUCCCUUCACCUACGAGACGAACCAGUUGGCCUUCAACUGGUACCUGAGGAGGGGCUGAGCGUUGUAUGUAAAGAUGUAGGCGUUGUGCGUGGUAGUAGUGGUCGUGGUGCCGAAGAGGAGAUGGCCGUUGGAAAGAUCAGACGGCAGUGUACAACAGGACAUGGAUCCCCAAAAACUUGUAGGACUGCAUGUAAAAAGGUGUAGACGUAGUCGUCUAUGUACAUCAUCAAUUGAAGAGAAAUCAAACAUAUGCACUGGUUCCAGAAUUCGAUGUAGGGGGCGUGUUGCCUCGAGGCUCGUCCUUGAUAUAUCUUCCAUCAUACAUUCCUUUUGCGGCACCAGCCACACUA
This is a messenger RNA of Colletotrichum acutatum, 2352 nucleotides long. Its product is annotated as S4 domain-containing protein. Bases 480 to 2060 code for a protein of 526 amino acids. The record is from RefSeq and is a predicted model, not a curated record. The transcript is spliced from 3 exons. Gene Ontology annotation, molecular function: rRNA binding; structural constituent of ribosome. Gene Ontology annotation, cellular component: mitochondrial small ribosomal subunit. Gene Ontology annotation, biological process: ribosomal small subunit biogenesis. Lineage: Eukaryota; Fungi; Ascomycota; Sordariomycetes; Glomerellales; Glomerellaceae.